This is a messenger RNA of Striga hermonthica, 1101 nucleotides long. Lineage: Eukaryota; Viridiplantae; Streptophyta; Magnoliopsida; Lamiales; Orobanchaceae. The record is from the annotation of a GenBank genome assembly.
AUGAGUUCUGGUGGUAAGAGCAAAGGGAAAAGGGACGAGGCUGAAAACGGGAGUCUUGGCCGAAAAUCGGUUGAAGCAGUUUCCUCCAAAGGACCGAGCACUGCCCCUGUGGAUUUAUGCAUUGAUGAGAGAGUUCUUGUUGACCCCAAGUCCCUUUUUAUCGGGUCGAAAAUUGGUGAGGGAGCUCAUGGUAAAGUUUAUCAAGGAAGGUAUGGCGACCGUAUUGUUGCCAUUAAAGUUCUUAACUGUGGCAGUACAUCGGAAGAGAGAUCAGUCCUUGAGAGUCGUUUUGUUCGUGAAGUCAUGAUGAUGUCUAAAGUAAAGCAUGACAACCUUGUCAAGUUUAUUGGAGCUUGCAAAGAUCCUCUAAUGGUGAUAGUUACAGAGUUAUUGCCGGGCAUGUCUCUUAGAAAGUAUCUGGGCAGUAUACGUCCUAACCAGUUGGAUCUGCCUGUUGCGCUAAAUUUUGCUCUCGAUAUUGCCCGAGCAAUGGAUUGCUUACAUGCAAAUGGCAUCAUACAUAGGGACUUAAAACCUGACAAUUUGCUGCUUACGGAGAACCAGAAGUCUGUGAAGCUUGCGGAUUUCGGUCUUGCGAGAGAAGAAACUGUCACUGAAAUGAUGACUGCUGAAACCGGGACCUACCGCUGGAUGGCACCCGAGUUAUACAGUACCGUUACGCUUCGUCAGGGUGAGAAAAAGCACUACAAUAAUAAAGUUGAUGUUUAUAGUUUCGGGAUUGUGUUAUGGGAACUACUAACUAACCGCAUGCCAUUCGAGGGGAUGUCCAAUUUGCAGGCUGCUUACGCUGCUGCUUUUAAGCAAGAAAGGCCUAGCCUUCCGGAAGAUACUCCACCUGAGCUUGCUUACAUAAUCCAGUCAUGCUGGGUCGAGGAUCCCAAUAUGCGGCCCAGCUUCAGUCAGAUCAUUCGCAUGCUCAAUGAGUUUCUUUUCAAGCUCAAGCCAUCUUUGCCAGAAGCCAACUUGUCCGAGCAGGAGCUGACGAAAAAUGGAGCCAUCAUCGAGUUCUCCACACGGGCAAAGGGGAGAUUUGCUUUCUUGCGCCAACUUUUUGCUACAAAGAAGGCCAUAAACUCGUAG